Periconia digitata is the source of this 1119-nucleotide messenger RNA. The record is from the annotation of a GenBank genome assembly. Lineage: Eukaryota; Fungi; Ascomycota; Dothideomycetes; Pleosporales; Periconiaceae.
AUGGCCUUUUCUAUCCGUACCGCUAUCUCGAUUGCUCUCGCCGCGUCCCUGACCGUGGCUUCUCCGCUUGCCCAGAACUCGCCGUCUCAGCGAGCGAAGCGGUCUGACGAGGAUAUUAUUUCCAAGUGGGAUCUCAGUAACAUCACGCUCGCAGCCAUUCGCUCCCCGCCGGUGAAUUGGCCCUUGCCGAUUCUAAGUAAGAACUGGGAUGGAGUCAAAUUCGACAUCAACGCUACUGUCGAUCUUGGUCUUCAGUAUAUGAAACAAGCAGCUGAACAUGGUGCAAAUCUUGUUGCCUUUCCCGAAGUAUGGUUUCAUGGAUAUCCCAAGGGAGUUAUCAACGAGGAUCACCCCAAUUCGUGGCUCCAGAAGCAUGCGUCGGACUAUAUCGACAACUCGAUUGUUGCCGGUGAUGUCAACUGGAACAAACUCGUCCAAGGAGCGAUUGAUAACGAGAUUUACCUUGCGCUUUCACUCUCCGAAAAGGAUACCAUCCACCUCUUCAUGACACAGCUACUUAUCUCUCCAAGCGGAAAGAUCUUGAUUCAUAGGCACAAGAUUCGACCAGGAGGCCGCGAACGAGAACUGUGGACUGAUGGCAAACUCGACGAUCUCAAAGUUGUAACUACUCCUAUUGGACGUAUCGGGAUGCUUUCCUGCGCUGAACACACAUACCCGGAGGCCAACUUCAUCAUGCAAGCACAGACAGAAGAUAUACACAUUGGUGCCUGGCCUUUGACCCCACCGUUUGGCAACAAGACCCUAGAUUAUGAGGCUACCGAAGUCAUCGUUUCUCUCGCUCAUUCCUACGCCAAUAUCGGCAAUACAGCAUUUGUUUUGACCAGUGUUGGAUCUUCCACCAUCUACCCCGGCGGAGCCAACCCACGUUGGACCCGAAACAACGACGACGACUCGUACACAGAUGUCCCUAUUGUCUAUAGAUCCGUCAACUCCACCGCAUUCCCCAGAAUUACAUAUAAUGCGGACAACGGGGUUUCAUGGGCAAGCUUCCAGAACAUCAACCUUGGAUUCCCAACGUACAUUCCUCAGGACAUGGGGACUAAUGUUCCUUGGCAUCAAGUGACUAUUCAGCAGCUCACAGAUAUGUCAACUGUUUAG